This is a messenger RNA of Herpailurus yagouaroundi (jaguarundi), 1446 nucleotides long. RefSeq names its product N-alpha-acetyltransferase 11, NatA catalytic subunit (gene NAA11). Bases 116 to 796 code for a protein of 226 amino acids. The transcript has 2 exons. Gene Ontology annotation, cellular component: NatA complex. Gene Ontology annotation, molecular function: protein-N-terminal-glutamate acetyltransferase activity; protein N-terminal-serine acetyltransferase activity. Gene Ontology annotation, biological process: N-terminal protein amino acid acetylation. Lineage: Eukaryota; Metazoa; Chordata; Mammalia; Carnivora; Felidae. The record is from RefSeq and is a predicted model, not a curated record.
CUACGACUUCGGCCCCCUGGACUCAAGUCCUUGAGGCAAAAAGUGACUCUUGCGCUUGGUGGCAGCCUCUUUUCGGUGACCACCAUCUAACUCCCAUUUGCUACCCGCCGCCAUUAUGAACAUCCGCAAUGCUCGGCCAGACGACCUGAUUAACAUGCAGCACUGCAACCUUCUUUGCCUUCCCGAGAACUACCAGAUGAAAUACUAUUUCUACCAUGGCCUUUCCUGGCCCCAGCUUUCUUACAUUGCUGAGGACGAGGACGGGAAGAUUGUGGGCUAUGUCCUGGCCAAAAUGGAGGAGGACCCAGAUGAUGUCCCCCAUGGACAUAUCACCUCACUGGCUGUGAAGCGAUCGCACCGGCGCCUCGGCCUGGCCCAGAAGCUGAUGGACCAGGCCUCUCGGGCCAUGAUCGAGAACUUUAGAGCCAAGUACGUGUCCCUGCACGUCAGGAAGAGUAACCGAGCAGCCUUGCACCUCUAUUCUAACACCCUCAACUUCCAGGUUAGUGAGGUGGAACCCAAAUACUAUGCAGAUGGGGAAGAUGCUUAUGCUAUGAAGAGGGAUCUCUCGCACAUGGCCAAUGAGCUGAGAAGGCAGCCAGAGCUGAAGGAGAAGGGCAGGUAUGUGGUACUGGGCUCCAAGGAAAACCAGGAAACCCGGGGAAGCACACUUCCUAGUUCUGAAGAGGAUGGUGAGGAGGAGAAGAUCCCGGCCGCUGAUGAUAGUAGCAAUGACCACAAGGAACCCAGCGAGUCCAUGGAGAGCACCGAUGCCCAGAACAGCUCAGAAGAUUGAGUCUACCUCCUAGAACCUGCUUAAGCAUUGCAGUUCCUCGUGUCUCAGCCACGCCUGCCCUCUGAGCCCUGGCUCAGCCUGUAUGCUCUGCAGCACCUUUUCUGGGGUCAUCUCACAGUGACCCCAAUGGCUUCUCACUCUCAACAACCUUCCACAUAUCCCACUGGGAUUAUAAAGGAACACCUGGAUACCAGAGCCUCCUGCACAAGAGCCAAGAAAGUCUGAGGCCUCCCAUCACGGAACCUUCUUUGGCCUCCUCACACCAUGCCGCCGUUUUACUCUGUUUGUUGUAGUCCUGUGCUGGGUGUGGUUGUCUAGCAAGGUUGCCUCUUCCUGGAAUGCUAAACAGGAAGCCCCUCUGCUUUCAGUUUUUGCCACUAUUUAUCUGGGUUCUCAUCCUUGAGGGGGCCAUCAGAACCAUCAAGUCAGACCUCGUGCCCCUUUCCUCUUCUUUCUUCCUCUUUGCUGGAAGAAGUAUUCUGUUUUCUCUUCUUUUCUCUGGGAACUCAUCGUCUGUCAUACCCUUCCCUUUCUUGAGGAGGUAUUCUCCUUUCCAGUGGGAGAAAGUCAUGAGCAAGGGCCUCUACAAUAUAAUCAGAACUUGGAGAUAUUAAGAAAAGGACAACCAGUAAUUAAAUUGUAAUAUCUGA